Molecule: messenger RNA, 885 nt
Organism: Ilex paraguariensis (yerba mate)
Lineage: Eukaryota; Viridiplantae; Streptophyta; Magnoliopsida; Aquifoliales; Aquifoliaceae
Source: the annotation of a GenBank genome assembly
AUGCCCAAGCCAGCUGAAUGGACAAAUGAGUUCAAUCCUGCAUACUCUUACUACGCUUAUUACUACUAUGCAAACUUGUAUACUCUCAAUAAGCUUCGUGAAUCAAAAGGCUUGCCAACAAUUAGAUUCCGGCUUCACUGUGGAGAGUUAUGGAAGCUCAAUUCCUGUGAUCUUUGCGAGAUAGCCAGAAAUUCUGUCUAUCAGUCUAGAUUCUCACAUCAAGCCAAGUGCGAAGUAGUUUUUGCGCAUCUAGACAGUGGAAGAUCAAUUGACGAACAAGGUGUUGAAGAUGUCUUUGAGCUUCUUUAUGAAAUAAAUGAAAGAGUCAGGACUGGGAUAUGGGUUGGUGAUUGUUUCAUUUACAUCAACUCUUCCUGGAGACUUAAUUACUGUGUUGGUGGUGAGGUAACCACGAUGUUUUAUUUGGACUGGCCUAUGUACUUGCUGGGAUAUCUAGCCAAUCAAAGUAAGGUGUAUCUCAUUGACAAAGAGUUCAAUGUUAUGGGAUAUACAUUACUUAUUAGCUUGAUCAAGUAUAAGACACUUGUGAUGCGUGGUUACCUGGAACAACAUAAUAGGUAUCUUUCACAUUUGACUACCUUCAACAAUGAGCAAAAGCACUUUAUUGUCAAUCAGAAAGCUUCAGAAUCUUUGGCUGAUCCAGAAGAGUAUCCUAAUUUGUUUGAGGAUUGGCAAGUCACACUUGCAGUCGAAUCAAAAGUUGCAGAGACAAGGGGUACUUCUCUGCCGGCAGAGGAGUAUGUAAACUACGCCAAUAGGUCAAAUGUAAACCUUGUGGAGGCUUUCAGAAACAUGAGACCUGGCGCAAAUGCUACGAAUAUGAUAUCCAUCGAGGUAGUUCAUUGUAUAUUUGUUGAUGCAUAA